This is a messenger RNA of Aphidius gifuensis, 2082 nucleotides long. RefSeq lists its product as uncharacterized. The coding region runs from base 1 to 2082 and encodes 693 amino acids. NCBI's taxonomy places the organism in Eukaryota, Metazoa, Arthropoda, Insecta, Hymenoptera, Braconidae. The record is from RefSeq and is a predicted model, not a curated record. The transcript is spliced from 7 exons.
AUGCAUCAUAAAUACUUUAUUGUUGUGUUAAUAUUACUGGCUAUUGUCGAGAUUAAAAAUGCUGAAUUUGUAACACUUGCAAUUACAACAAUUAGUGUAAUAUCUAGUAUAGUAACAAUUUAUUUGGCUGCAGAACAACAAUUUUCACCAGAUGAGACAGCCAAUCGAGUGAAUGAUAACAUCUUUGAUCUCUCUCAGACAAUAGCAAACAGACUUGAUAAACUAAAUUCAGAGCUUAACAAUAUUGAAAUUUUUAUAAAAAAUUAUCUAGCAGCAAAAGAUUACUCAGAUCAGUAUGAACACGUACAUGAUUAUAUUGAUAGAAUUGAUUUUUUAUACAAGGAAAGUCAAAAAUGGGCAAGAUACUUGAAGGAAAAUAAAACAUGGGAUCUUGACAGUAAAAUUGAUCAAAUGAUAUCUCUUGAUCUUGAUUAUCCACAAGCAGUUUUAUUUCAAUUGGGCAGAUAUUUUUUUCAAAUAAGAAGAAGACCUAAACCAACUUUUUUACACAAAUUUUAUGAUGCAAUUUUACAGGAUACAAAUAGCACACUCUGUGAUCAGGAUGUAACCCCACACUAUCAAUUAUUUUCAUUUUAUAAAAAACUUAUUUAUACAGAAGUUAAAGGUUUUGCUGCAAUGGCAUUUUCAUAUUUAUGGAAAAAUGGUUCAACAUCUGAAAUGGAAGCAGUGCAAAGUAAAAGAAUAAAAAGUAUCAUUGAAUACACAAAAUUGUUUCAAGAAAAAAUGAAAUUUAGUAAAAAUUUUAUACGACGAUGUAAUGCAAAAGAGAAAGAAGAACUAAUAAUCAUAGGUAAUAAAACAUAUGCUUCUUUCAACAAUAUGUAUUACACAACUGUACUCGAUAUGUCAAACUUUAUGCUUUAUACUGAAAACCCAAAGCCUACUUUUCGAAUGUGUCAAUUACACAACGAGUGCACUGGUCAAAGUCAUAGUUAUGAUAAAAUAUGUCCUGGUUGGAUUUCGAAUUGUAAAGAAGUAUGGAGUAUCGACUAUUGUGAGCGAAAUGAAGAAGAUCAAACAAGUACCAAAAAUUACUAUUGGAUAAAAUACACAGAACUUGAUACAAGAAAGGAAAAGAUUUUAGGUGAUAAAAAUCAUCCUUGUAAAUCAACUCAAUUGUCAAAUGAAGUUCUAGGUGGUAGUCCAAUCUUUAAAAAAACCACUGAACAUUAUCCAGUUUAUUGUGAUUGCGUAGAUGAAAAUAUUCGCCGUCAGAGCAAAUCAAUUCGAGCUUUUAGUUUUUUAUGGGUAGCAACUGGUGCAAGAAUUGUUGCUCAAGAUCGUAUGAUUCAUAUUCAACUUCGAGAAGCUAGACUUUUGCCAAAUGGAGGAAUUGAUAAAGAAAGUGAAAGAUGGAUACCACUUCCAACAUUUAAGUAUCGUAAAAAUUUUCCCAAUGUAGCAAUUUAUGCAAAUGGAACGAAGUAUCAAUUGAAAGAAAAUAUUGAUUUUGGCCCAAUACAUAAUCAUCAUGAUAAAGAAAUUUGUUUACAAAAAAUAAUUUCCGAUGAAGAACUUUUAUUAACUGAUGUGAGAUUUGACUAUGAUUUUAACACUGCAGACUUUGGAAAACGUUUUAGACUUAAAGCAAAAUAUGUUGGUUUCAACUAUCGAAAUGGAACGAUUACUCAUAAAAUGGAAAGAAAAGGACCAUCAUGCAAAGAUCUACCUGAAUUGAUUUUAAAUAAUCCAGAUGAUCCACUCAAAUUUAAUACACAUCCACAUGAUUCCAAGGAAAAUCAAUUUAUUACUAUCAGAGCAUCAGACUUGAUUAAGGAUGCAUCACAAACAACUAUUCCAUUUUUUGAUCUUUUAGAAAUUGCACCUAAAACGAGCGUACCACUUAACGGGAUUGAAUUAUUUCAUAAAGGACAGAUUGAUGGUACAUCUGGUGGAUAUAUUUCUUUGAAAUUAUAUCCAUUAAAUUUGACUAUGUAUAUGAAUCCACCAAAAUUACUUCCUGACAUGUCAAAUCUAAAGAACAUAACGAUGCCAGAAUUUGAUCACAAAAAGAUUUUAGAGUUGUCAUCUGAUGAAACUUAUCUUUCAAAUAACUUAUAA